AUGUAUAAAUAUAAUUUUUCGUUGAUAGACCGUAAAGCUCACCGUAAUGGUAUUAAAAAGCCAAAGACUUAUCGAUGCCCUUCGCUUAAAGGGGUUGAUCCAAAAUUCCUUCGUAACCAACGUCAUGCCAAAAAGGGUACAAUCGCGGCUUUAAAAAAACGACGUGAAGAAGCAAAAUAA
This is a messenger RNA of Ambispora gerdemannii, 180 nucleotides long. Lineage: Eukaryota; Fungi; Glomeromycota; Glomeromycetes; Archaeosporales; Ambisporaceae. The record is from the annotation of a GenBank genome assembly.